UUUUUCGAGGGAUACAUACAAAAGUGUAUUUACAAUAACUUGAUAAUAAUUCAACUUGGUCUGAACCGAAGCUCAAAGUUCACCACACAAUUAUCUGGUCGUGCUUCGAAAGUUUUCCAUUCGAACGAAUCGAACACCAGCAAUUUUCCAAAGAAAAUUAACAAGGUGACGGAUAUUUCUCCUCGAUUGAAACAAAGGAGUAUAGAGGACGUGAAUGAAACAUCGAAGCGCGCGGAGUAAAAUCUAAAUAAGAUUUACGAAAUUCUUAUCAAAUUCCGCGCCAACUGUCAUCUCCCGGGUGAUUGAGUAUCACGUGACUCGAGAUUAGCCGAACGAAGCGACUAAGGUACCGAGGUUAUAAAUAGCGGCCACCAGAGAGCAGGGAGCCUCUUUUACUUUCCACGCUGUAAGAUAGUGCAUUUGCUCCGUGUUCGCCUGACGAUUACGUUCAGUGCUGUGCUAGUGUGGGAUUCGCUCGUGCGAAACCAACGUAGAGUGUAGAGAUCGGACUGAACUUUGUUUCCGUUAAUUAUUAGCGGUGUCAGGCAAACUGAACGCGUCAACGAAUUCGGAACACGUGGCUAGAGUACUUAAGCAUAGGCAAAAGAGAACAAAGCCCGCAGUGACGAGUACGAGAAGAAGGAAAAUGCCGGAAACCGCUCACCACAUGAACGGAUACGCGAACGGGCACACGCCGCCCGAGCUGCAGCAGGACACCAGCUUUCUCUUCACCUCGGAGUCAGUUGGGGAAGGCCAUCCAGAUAAAAUGUGUGAUCAAAUAAGUGAUGCUAUUUUAGAUGCACAUUUAAAGCAAGAUCCUAAUGCAAAAGUGGCUUGUGAGACCGUGACAAAGACAGGAAUGAUACUGUUAUGUGGUGAAAUUACAUCAAAAGCUGUGGUAGACUAUCAAAAAAUUGUUCGGGAUACUGUUCAACACAUUGGAUAUGAUGAUUCUUCAAAAGGAUUCGAUUGGCGUACGUUGAACCUUUUGGUGGCGAUCGAACAACAAUCUCCAAAUAUCGCUGAUGGUGUUCAUGUGGACAGGGAAGAGAAGGACGUGGGGGCAGGUGAUCAGGGUCUGAUGUUUGGAUAUGCAACAGAUGAAACUGAUGAAUGUAUGCCACUAACUGUUGUGCUGGCACACAAGUUAAACCAAAAAAUUGCAGAAUUGAGGCGAAGCGGUGAACUGUGGUGGGCAAGACCAGAUUCAAAAACACAGGUCACUUGUGAAUAUGUAAUGGAUCAUGGUGCCUGUGUACCCAUAAGGGUUCAUACAGUAGUGGUGUCAUUGCAGCAUAGUGAAAAAAUUAGUUUGGAGGAAUUACGUAAGGCAGUUAUGGAAAAGGUCAUCAAGGAAGUAAUUCCAGCAAGGUACCUAGAUGAUAGAACAAUCUUCCACGUUAAUCCUUGUGGAUUAUUUAUUAUUGGUGGACCACAGAGUGAUGCUGGUCUUACUGGUCGUAAAAUAAUAGUUGACACUUACGGCGGCUGGGGAGCACACGGUGGCGGUGCAUUUUCUGGUAAAGAUUUUACAAAGGUUGAUAGAUCUGCUGCUUAUGCAGCGAGAUGGGUUGCCAAAUCGUUGGUAAAAGCUGGUUUAUGCAGACGAUGCCUCGUACAGGUUUCCUAUGCUAUUGGAGUAGCAGAACCUCUUUCAAUCACAGUUUUUGACUACGGUACCUCAAAAUUUUCUCAAAACGAACUUUUAGACAUAGUUAAUAAAAAUUUCGAUUUACGACCUGGAAAAAUUGUAAAGGAAUUAAAUCUUCGUUAUCCCAUUUAUCAACAAACCAGUACAUAUGGACACUUUGGCCGGGAAGAAUUUACUUGGGAACAGCCAAAAACUCUACUCUUUGAUUGAUGAGAGCAUAAAUUUUAAAUUAGUUUGACGUUUUACAUCGUAAAACGUCUCUUAACUCGCUCUCAAUAAUCAUGUAUCUCGUAAAACUUUUUCGAGAUUUUCCGACCUCCGCGCUACUUCGCCAAGUCCAUCAAUUCCUUUUGCCAACUUAGUGCUAGCAGGAAGAUUGUCAUACUAGAUUUUUCCACAUCAUGAGAUACUUUGUAUUAUGUGGUAUAGUACAAAUUUCGUUGAUCCAGC
Messenger RNA from Habropoda laboriosa, 2101 nucleotides. RefSeq names its product S-adenosylmethionine synthase (gene Sam-S). The transcript has 10 exons. NCBI's taxonomy places the organism in Eukaryota, Metazoa, Arthropoda, Insecta, Hymenoptera, Apidae. Gene Ontology annotation, biological process: S-adenosylmethionine biosynthetic process. Gene Ontology annotation, molecular function: ATP binding; methionine adenosyltransferase activity. The record is from RefSeq and is a predicted model, not a curated record. Bases 647 to 1861 code for a protein of 404 amino acids. Gene Ontology annotation, cellular component: cytosol.